CCCCGCCCGGGAUCCCGGGAGCUGUCCGGCCGCCUCGGUGCUGAUCCCGUCGCCGCCCACGGGCCGCGAGCAGCGUCCAGAGGGCACUAUGAGCGGGGGCGUCUACGGCGGAGAUGAAGUGGGGGCGCUGGUCUUUGACAUUGGCUCCUUCUCGGUCCGCGCUGGGUACGCUGGGGAGGACUGUCCCAAGGCAGACUUCCCCACCACAGUGGGGCUGCUGGCCGCAGAGGAGGGAGGCGGGCUGGAGCUGGAGGGGGAGAAAGAGAAGAAAGGGAAGAUCUUCCACAUUGACACCAACGCCCUGCACGUGCCCCGGGAUGGAGCAGAGGUCAUGUCCCCCCUCAAGAAUGGCAUGAUCGAGGACUGGGAGUGCUUCCGAGCUAUCCUGGACCACACCUACAGCAAACAUGUCAAGUCCGAGCCGAACCUGCACCCGGUGCUCAUGUCUGAGGCCCCGUGGAACACACGGGCCAAGCGGGAGAAGCUGACGGAGCUGAUGUUCGAACAAUACAACAUCCCCGCUUUCUUCUUAUGCAAGACAGCCGUGCUCACUGCCUUUGCAAACGGACGCUCCACAGGCCUCGUGCUGGACAGUGGGGCCACCCACACCACGGCCAUCCCAGUACACGAUGGCUAUGUCCUCCAGCAAGGCAUCGUGAAAUCACCCUUGGCAGGGGACUUCAUCUCCAUGCAGUGCCGGGAGCUCUUCCAGGAAAUGGCUAUUGACAUCAUCCCCCCUUACAUGAUCGCAGCCAAGGAGCCCGUACGGGAGGGCGCACCCCCAAACUGGAAGAAGAAGGAGAAGCUACCCCAAGUCUCCAAGUCCUGGCAUAACUACAUGUGCAAUGAGGUGAUCCAGGACUUCCAGGCCUCGGUGCUACAGGUCUCGGACUCCCCCUAUGAUGAACAGGUGGCCGCGCAAAUGCCCACAGUGCACUAUGAGAUGCCCAACGGCUACAACACAGACUAUGGCGCUGAGCGACUCCGUAUCCCCGAGGGCCUGUUUGAUCCCUCCAACGUCAAGGGCCUGUCAGGGAACACCAUGUUAGGCGUGGGCCACGUGGUGACCACCAGCAUCGGCAUGUGUGACAUCGACAUUCGCCCGGGCCUGUAUGGUAGUGUCAUUGUCACCGGUGGGAAUACACUGCUGCAGGGCUUCACAGACAGGCUCAACCGAGAGCUUUCCCAGAAGACCCCACCGAGCAUGCGGCUGAAGCUCAUCGCCAGCAACAGCACCAUGGAGCGCAAGUUCAGCCCGUGGAUUGGGGGCUCCAUCUUGGCCUCACUGGGCACUUUCCAGCAGAUGUGGAUCUCCAAGCAGGAGUACGAGGAGGGCGGGAAGCAGUGCGUGGAGCGGAAGUGCCCUUGAGGGCGGCCUCUUCUCACGCGCGUGCACCUGCAGCGCAGCGCUGGGACCUGGGGUCGGAGAGGGCUGUUUCCGGGCCAGGACGCCAAGAGCGCAGAUCUAAGCUCCUCGACCCCGCUGCUCACACCGCCCCGUUCUUUCCUUCUUGUCCUCUUUAGAUUGUGAUGUUCCUGAGUUGAAAGAAGUAAAGAUGUUU
Molecule: messenger RNA, 1562 nt
Organism: Chinchilla lanigera (long-tailed chinchilla)
Lineage: Eukaryota; Metazoa; Chordata; Mammalia; Rodentia; Chinchillidae
Gene: Actl6b
Product: actin-like 6B
Exons: 14
Coding region: 89-1369 (426 amino acids)
Biological process (GO): regulation of transcription by RNA polymerase II; nervous system development
Cellular component (GO): SWI/SNF complex; NuA4 histone acetyltransferase complex
Molecular function (GO): chromatin binding
Source: RefSeq, a predicted model, not a curated record